Linderina pennispora is the source of this 2302-nucleotide messenger RNA. RefSeq lists its product as uncharacterized. NCBI's taxonomy places the organism in Eukaryota, Fungi, Kickxellomycota, Kickxellomycetes, Kickxellales, Kickxellaceae. Bases 84 to 2222 code for a protein of 712 amino acids. The record is from RefSeq and is a predicted model, not a curated record. The transcript is spliced from 7 exons.
UUUUUCCCAAGUUUAUUUUUCACACCAAAAACCACAGAUCCUGCACUUCAAAAAUAUUGACAUAGGAAAAACAUCAUCACAAUAUGCCGAUUCCGUCGAUCACUCUUGCGCCGAUCAUUCUAUGUGCUGGCGCGAUAUCCUACAAGAUGGGCGAGGACAGUGCGGAGCGUAGUGUUCGGCGUAGGGAGGAGAUGAGCAGCUCGUUUGACUUUGGUACCGGCCAACAGGGCGACACCAGACAGAGUUUUGUGCCGACUAGCCAGCUUACUCGCUCUGAGCAGAGCUCGGCUGCCAGCUCGAUUGGGCUCAGCGAUGAGCAUCGCAGCGGGUAUCCGCGCACAACCAGCGAGAUCGAGGGCUCUGGAUGGCUGAACCGCACUGCUCAUCAGGCCCAAACAUCGCUAUCGUACGAGGCCAACCGAAUGAGAGGCUCGCGCGCACCGCUUUCUGAAACAAAGGGGUGGGUACCAGAAACACAGUCAAGUAAGUCGGCUCCGUCGUCAGAUUCUAGUUCAACUGGUGGCGGCUGGUUCUGGGAGAGAGGAGCUAGUGCUACUGACGAGCCCAGUUCCAAGCGCACCAUUGCUUCUUCCAAGGAGACAGCCAAGGAUAUUGGAUCUGGACGACGGCUGGCUCUCAAGGCCAAGACAAACUCGGCCACAAAUGGGGCCCGUGAUUGGUUUCACAGCACCAGGGAUACAGCCGGACAGGCUGUAAACAAAGCAUCUCGUACGACCAAGGACUCUGUCGAUUCGGCGAAAAAGGCUGCUGAUGAGGCCGCAUCCAAAGCCAGCGGCUGGUUCUGGGGCAAGAAGGCAGACGCUGACAAGGCAGCGCAGGACACCAGAGAUUCGGUCAAGAAUGCUGCCGAUGAUGCCAGUGGUUGGUUUAGGGGCAAGAAGGCUGAGGCUGACAGGGCCAUGCAGGACACAAAGGCGACUGUCAAGGAGAAAGCAGAUACCGCGGCAGAUGCAGUCAAUGAUACCGCUGACGACGCUAAGAGUUGGUUCUGGAACACGAAGGCGGAUGCAGACAAGGCAGCGCAGGACACCAGGGAUUCCGUCAAGGAAACGAUGAGUUCUGCUACUGACUCUAUCAGGGGUACUGCUGAUGAUGCCAGUGGUUGGCUCUGGGGCAAGAAGACGGAGGCCGACCAGGCGACAGCCAAUGCUGCCGACGCUGUGAAGGACCAAGCCAACUCUGCACAGGCUGCUGUUGGGGACGCCGCAUCCAAGACAAGCGGAUGGUUCUGGGACAAGAAGGCAGAUGCAGACAAGGUAGUUCAAGACGCCAGAAAUUCGGUCGAGACAGCUGCCGAUACUGCCACUGCCACUGUCAAGAAUGCUGCCGAUGAUACUGGAGACUGGUUGUCGGCCAAGAAGACUGAUGCCGGGCGAGCUACACAGGAUGCAGCAGACUCAGCCGACGAGGCCAAGCAAGCAGCUGAAGAUACAAGCAGCUCUAGGGCUGCAAACUACAACUCGUUCUGGAAUAACAGCCAGCGCAGCGAGGGACCUGCUCAUGAUGGAGGCGCCAGUGCCGGUGAUCUUGCUGCGUCGUCCAGGGCGUUUGCGUCUGCUUCUGGGUUCAAUGCGACACGAGCAUCGGCUGGCGGACACUCGCGCACCACCUCCGAUCCCGGCGCAUGGAGCGGAUCAUCCGCCACGCAUGAUAUGGAGCUCCCAGGCGGCCUCAGCAGCUCGGCGAUUGGCGGGGGAAGAGCUCGGCGCCUCUCUGCAUCAGAUGCAUUGUCGCCAACAAGCCUGUCCGGCGGCACCUGGACCGACACUGCGGAGGGUGGCGCUGGCCUUAGCAAGCCCAUUGCCCGGAAGGACUCGCUGAUCUCAUCGGACAAGCCGGCAGCUGCCGAGGGCAGCCGCACGGAUGUGCUCAAAGACAACUCUGUUUUGCAGGCACUCGACAGCAAGUUCAAUGAGGCCAGGUCGCUGCUCCUGCAGACCACCAGCGACAUAAAGGCUGCGGCCAUUGACGCUGGUGAGGCCGCGUCUGGCCGAAUCAGGGCUGUUGCUGAAAAGGUAAGCCUGCCCACACUCGGUUCCUCUGGUGCUACGUCUGCCACCGGUGGACUGUCGGCGGCCAACAACAGUGGCAGGCCCCAGGGAAUUGUCACCGGUGACGACAGCGAGCGCCCAGCCAACCACCAGUACAGGUUCGUUGAAAUUGAGUCGCACAUUCCUGUGCUCUCUUCAAAGUCAGACUAGGACAGUUGCUUUUCCUCGCCCCAUUUCUGCCCUCAGUAUUCACAGUGUGACUCCAAUGAAAAUAAAUCGUGCUUAUCCAC